UUUCAGUAAAAAGUUCAAAUGUAAAUGAGAGAGAGAGAGAUUGGUGUGUGAGGUGUCAGUGUGUGACGUUUAUAUCUCCAGGGUGUGUGUGUGUGUCAGUGUGUGACGCCUAUAUGUCCAAGGUGUGUGUGUGUGUGAGAGAGAGAAUUAACCGGAUUGUCCCCGGAGUCGCAGGGCUGCGCUCGUGCUCUCAACUUUCACGCGUAAAAGUGUGCUAUAAAUAUGAUAAAGCGGUGGAAUUAGCGGAUUAACCUCGUGAUGAAAACCAGCUGAACACACACUGACGUUUUUUCUUUCCUUUUUCACCCCUUUUUUAUUUGUAUAACUUUGUUGUUGUUGUUGUUGUUGUUGUUUUAAAUCUCGCCCGCUCGCGCACCGGGAUGAGGGAGUUUCCCAGGUGUCUGUUAAACCGCAGGUGCACGCUGCUGGUGGUCGUGUGUCUGCUCGCGGUGAUGUUCUUCUACAUGCUGCACUUCGACACUUCGCGCGUCAAGACAUUGCCGUUCACGCGGUAUCGCGAGCUCACCAGCGUCCCGGUGACCAGCGCGCGCAACGACAGUGUACCGAGCGCGCGCAACGACAGUGUACCGACAGUGGACACGCAGAGCAAUCAACUCCAACAGUACUGUCCCGAGACUCCUCCGAAGUUAGAUGGGCCGCUGUAUGUGGAUUUUUCCGAGCCGGUGAAGUUGGACAGUUUGCUGAAGGACAGUCGUCUGUCUCUGGGUGGACGCUUCAUGCCGAGCGAGUGUGUGUCUCAACAGAGGGUGGCGCUCAUCAUCCCAUUCAGAGACAGAGAGCUGCACCUGAAGAUCUGGCUCUUCUACAUGCACCCCAUACUGCAGAGACAGCAGAUCGACUACGGCAUCUACAUCAUCGAGCAGGACGGGGAGGAAACGUUUAACCGAGCAAAGCUGUUGAACGUGGGCUACGUGGAGUCUCUGAAGGAGUACGAUUACAACUGUUUCGUCUUCAGCGACGUCGAUCUCAUCCCCACAGACGACCGAAACCUCUACAAGUGCUACGACCAGCCGAGACACCUCUCUGUGGCCAUGGACAAAUUCGGCUUCAAGUUACCAUAUAAUCAGUAUUUCGGUGGUGUGUCCGCUCUAAGUAAAGAACAAUACCUGAAGAUCAAUGGCUUCCCAAAUAACUACUGGGGCUGGGGGGGUGAGGACGAUGAUGUCUUCAACCGCUUGACGCUUCAGGGAAUGUCCAUCUCCCGACCUGAUCACAACAUCGGCAGGUGUAAGAUGAUCCGUCAUGCGAGAGACAAGCUGAACCAACCCAAUCCUCAUAGGUUCUCCCGAAUCGCCCGUACGAAACAGACGAUGGAGACAGACGGCAUCAACUCGCUCAACUACAACGUGGUGGGCUGGGAGAAAACCCGGCUGUACACCAAAAUCAUCGUGGACAUCGGAAAGCCUCCGAGUUUAUAAACCGCAGACACGUUCCCGUUCAAGUUCCUACGGAAGUAAAGAUGCUGAGACCGAGCUGCUUUUCUCAGAGACGCGUUUACACACAGCACGGCUUUUACAUAUCCUCCUCUUCUACUUAUUUUUAUUAUUCCUUUUCUUUUUAUUAUACUUGGCAAUAUAACCUCCUGGACUUUUGUAAGAAGAAGAGCUUGGAGCCCAAACACAACGAGAAGUGAAUGAGAAAUUGAGGAGCAGUAAAGUGGUGGGCUGGAGGUGGAGGGCGUGGUCGCGGAAACAUCAGGAAACACAGCAUCUGGAGUGUGUGCAAUGUUCAAGGGUCUGUCACAGGACUGGAACGACCAGAAGGACUACAUACCUCGGUACCUCGUUCAAAGACUAUUUACUAUAAAUAUUCCUAUUGUGUGUGUGAGAGAGAGAGAGAUCGUUAGGCAUGUUCUGAUAAUCAUAUCACAAUAUUUAACCCACUACGGUUUGUUAGAGAUGCAUAAUGUAGACAUCAUUAGUACACAUGCGUCGACGCUGGUUCCGGUAUCGGGUCUCGGUCCACUUUCUAUUCAAAAACGCUCUGAGACCAGGUGCACAAACGACUAUUAAAUUAUUAGUAACGUAUUCAAAAAGAUAUCACGAUAAUAUCAUAAACUGAUUCCUUUAAACCGAGGACCAAACAGCACUUUAAAUACAUUCUCGCAGGGGUUGGAACUCAUAACCUUCCACUCAGGGGUGUCCAAGCCUUAAGCACCUGCCAUUGGUUAAAGUGCGUUUUGUCUCAGAUGCUCAACACUAGUUCAUUACUGGUUCUGACAGCGAUAGGCUUUGAACCUACAACCUUCCGGUCACCGAUACAGCUUCAUUCAAUUCUGCCUUUUGCUUUCAUCUCAGGUCUUUUCUUAUGGGCUCAGUGUGGAUUAAGGGCCUUUUCUCAGGGACCCAGCGCUGCCGCUCCGUCAGGAUUGGGAUUUGAACUCACAACCUUCUGGUCAUUAGAACAGAGCCAUAAUUGAGAAAGUUUUUAAAAGGUUUAAAAGGUUACUUAGGGACCCCACGUUGCUGGGAUUUGAACUGGCAACGUUCUUCUCUCCAGGACUGCUGUAUCGAUAUUACAGCUGAAAUAACAUGACAGAUUUGUGUUCUGUGGCAGGUGAGCUCUUCUUGCUGAGAAGUUUCAUGCGCCUAAAUAAAAUCAAUCCAGACACACCUUUACCAUAACCACAAUUAUAUUUAUUCAUAUUAUUAUAGGACAGCAAUUAUGGGCGCGUCUCAAACUGUGAUUGUUCCCUGAGGUAUUUCAGUUAGGCAUGACAAUCAAAGGACAAAGUGCUACUGAGAUUGAAGGGCUAUUCUUUGUAAACCAAAAGGAAAAUGAAUCAUCAGCGUUACUGUGAGAGUUAUUAACCUGCUCGACUGCUCACCUCGGAAUUUAUUUCAAAGUUAAAAGAUCCCGUGUUCUAGUCAUCGCUACUCAUCAGGAAGAAAAGCUUAGGAAAUACUUACACUACAGUAUUUAACAUCAAAGCUUCUUUCAAAAUGAAGGGCUCUCUGGUUUGUUCUUCUACACCAGUGGUCACCAACCCUGUUCCUGGAGAACUUCUUAAGGCAAUGAUCAGAUGGUCAGGUGGACACCAUUAUGGUUGGAGCUAAAGUCUUCAGGAAGGGAGAUUUCCGGGAACAGGGUUGGUGACCUCUGAUCUAGGAGAACCCUUAAAGAUUCUAUUCACAACAAUGUUCUACGGUAACUCUGGCUAACUAUCCAAAGAACCCUUAAGGUGCAGGAGGGUUCUCAAACUUUUUACAGAGUACAGAGAUCCCUUUAAAGAGGCUCGUGCUCACGGUUUUCUAAACAGAUUUAGCGUUAAUAAGAUCUGGAGGUCCAGCAGAAGUCAGGAAGGGUGUGUUAACGGCAGAGCUGGACUUCAGGAAGUCGGAACUCAGUCCCGACUUCCUGGUCUACAUGGGACAGUCCAUCCUUCCUACGACAUUAUCAGCAUUGCCGCUGUUUCUCACGACUGUCGGGUGGACUGUUCUGGUCCACUUUUCCUCUCAUGACUCGGAAGCGUGUAUUAUCUCAGAAACAAUGACUGAUCAAUGUCCUCUGACGAGUCGCUGCUUGGAGGUCGUCUCCGGUGGGCGUGGCCUGUCUGACGCUCUGAUAUGAGAUGGGAGUGGCUAAUACACUUCUGUAAAAUUCACACACGUAAGUUUGGUUUUGAAGAAAGAUACGGUACAUUUUUACUUGAACGAGAGCUAAUCACAUCCGACGUCAGAGUAGAUGUUUCGACUAGGCUAAUUAUCCAGCGUGCUAGCUUGCUAACUGGCUAGCAUGGUAACGUGAUGAUGUAAUGCGCCAAGACGUAGCCUCGUGUGUAAAAUGUCUUCCUUCUCAGCAGUGUGUACUGUAUGAGUUUACAUUGGAAUGAAGAAACACACAAUUUCACACUGGACCAUUUCAAAUGCUUUAAUCUGAGAAUUGUGUUUUGUUUUGUUUUGUUUUAGCCAUGCUACAUCGUUAAAGCCAAUCAACAGCUGCCAUCUCUGGCGAUUAGGAUGUCCGUUUUGGUUUUCCUGCAGAGAAAAUUAAACAGAAGACUGGAAUGUUACUGGAAUUUUUACGGGUUAUUUUACAUCACCGUUAAUGAGAUAUUUUCUAACAGGAAGUUUUGAUCAGCAUUUUCUUGAGUAGCUCAUCUGCAACACGCGGCUCUGUGUGAAAUAUUCACGAUAACGGAAAUAAACCUGCAUUAAAAUCAGGGCCGCGGAAAAACUGAUACACAACACUACAACCUGAAUAUGAAAAUUGUCCCAAAAAAGAAUCCCCAAAUAAUCUGCAUGGUGUGAAAGAGAAGCAAAAUCUCUAUUAUCAGGUGAUCUACAUAUCUGUGUAUUAUCAGAUUACGGCAGUGAUCUAAUAGCUGUAACAUUCUGAUCAUUCGACUCAGAUGUUAUUUUGGUAAACUCCCUCAUUAUUACGUAAUGCUUUUAUUUUUAUCUUAAACUGGCAUAACCAGGUUUCCACAAAUGUAUUUCCUUGUAAUUGUUUGAUAUCCAUGACUGCAGAAUAUUUUUGUGAAUUUUUUUUAACAAAAGAUCAAAAGGUUCAACAAUAAAGACAAAUUUUCACA
Messenger RNA from Ictalurus furcatus (blue catfish), 4555 nucleotides. It is a transcript of the gene b4galt1, whose product is annotated as UDP-Gal:betaGlcNAc beta 1,4- galactosyltransferase, polypeptide 1. Bases 381 to 1439 code for a protein of 352 amino acids. Gene Ontology annotation, biological process: protein N-linked glycosylation; carbohydrate metabolic process. Lineage: Eukaryota; Metazoa; Chordata; Actinopteri; Siluriformes; Ictaluridae. The record is from RefSeq and is a predicted model, not a curated record. Gene Ontology annotation, molecular function: beta-N-acetylglucosaminylglycopeptide beta-1,4-galactosyltransferase activity; cytoskeletal protein binding. The transcript has 6 exons.